Molecule: messenger RNA, 2067 nt
Organism: Mesorhabditis spiculigera
Lineage: Eukaryota; Metazoa; Nematoda; Chromadorea; Rhabditida; Rhabditidae
Source: the annotation of a GenBank genome assembly
AUGCGUGAAAAAUGGAUUUCCGGCAUGGAAAGAGCUGAACUCAUGGCAAAACGAUUUGUUCAAGAGCCAGUUACAAACUUUGAAUGUGCGGUUUCUUUUCAUUUGAUGGUCACCCUCGACUGCCGAGCCCUCAAUUCAGAAGAGUGGGCAGCUAUAAUGAAGUAUGUGCGACCAAUGAAGCCGAAAUUGGAAGAAAACCAUCGCCUGAUAUGGUCUACGGAACGAGGCAUACUUUGGCGCGACUUAUCCAAAUUAUUCCCGCGCUUGAUGAAAAAGACAACGUUAUUUACACCCGGAAAAUUGGAUAUCCUCUAUGAUGAUCCAUCAAAGGUCCACGACUACGUGAAACGACUCGGUUUCAUACUUCUGAGAAGGAAGGAUUCUCUGGCAGAAAAACCUCUACCCCGCAAAAAGAAGCGUGGAUCCCGGCGUGGCCACAUCGGCACCUUUGAAGAUUGGCUUCUAGAAGAAGAAUCCAUACACCUAAUCAAUCCGCAAACCUCAAUUCAACCCCUUUUCGCUCCAAAAAUUGCCUCAACGGCCGUUAAUCCGGUCAUUGCUAUUCUGAGUCGAAUCGAGGAAAGCAGUGAAGACGAAGAAGUUACUGAACAGCCUAUUCGUCGUGUGCCAAGCACGAGAUCCAGCUUGUCUGCUGAUUCGGCCAACCUAAUAGUCGUCACGCGGCUUGACGAAACGACUGCAAAAUCUAUAUCGCUUAAGGAAGCCGGCCCCUCAAAUCAAGAACAAGAGACUAUGGAUGAUGCCGAACCCGCAAUAAAAGUCGAAGAACAGGGCUUGGUGCAGCAAAUUCCAGAGGAAAGUCGGCGCUUGUCCUGGGUAGAAGUCGACGAAACAGCAAGCGCCUCCCUAUCCACUCAGGAUAACUUCGAUUACAGUACCUGGAGAUGGAGAGGGAUACAAUCCACUGCUCAUCCGGAACUUGGCGCUAGCAUGGCGGUAGAAAGACCAAUUACGAUAAGCAUGGACGCUCUACCAACCUGGUUGCGACCGAAGGCUACCAUUGAAGAAGACCUAGCAGCGCGAAAGAACUUUUGGAAAUCUGCUGCUCCGCCACCAGUAGACGCGCAGCCGCUAGGGCCUCAGCAUGAGAAGAAUCCCUCAAAACAAGGAAUAUUGAUGAGAAUAACUUCUAUGGAAAACUCGACGUCGGCGAAGAUAACGUUCGACGAUGCCGUCCGUUUUGCAAAGGAUUUCGGCGCGGGUUCGGUUGCGGCCACGAUCGCAAAAACGGUGAUAGCUCCUGUUGAGCGGGUUAAACUUAUUCUACAGCUGCAAAGUGCUCAACCGACACUCGCUGUGGAACGACGUUACAAAGGCCCAAUGGACUGCUUUAUCCGGCUGCCCAAAGAACAAGGCUUUUUAUCCUUUUGGAGAGGAAACGGCUCGAACAUUAUUCGAUCCUGUGCUCAGGAAUCGUUUGGACUCGCCUUCAAGGAAUUGUAUAGAAAACUGAUCCUCGCCGAUGUCGCUAUGACGGAUUAUUCCCAACAGUUCAUUGGGAACAUCGUGGCUGGUGCAUUGAGUGGUCUUACAACUCUGACCAUCAUCUACCCUCUAGACUUCACAAGGACCCGGCUUGCGAUUGAUAUGGGCAAGGAUGCGAGCGAUCGUGAAUUCCGAGGGCUCUCCGACUGUAUAAGAAAAAUCGUGAAGGCGGAUGGCGUUCGUGGGCUCUACGUCGGGCUUCUCCCAUCGAUGCAAUAUAUUAUGCUCUACCGAGGGGCCUACUAUGGACUCUUUGAUUGGGCCAAGCCAUUUAUUGCGGAGGGCGAGAAGCAAGAUCUCAGCUUUACGAAGGCUUUUCUUUUGGGACAGGUAACGACCCUUGUUGCCGGCCUCUGCUCUUACCCGCUUGAUACGGUCCGCCGACGUUUGAUGAUGGAGUCUGGCCAGGGCAAGAUUUCUAUGGGAACGAUGAAAUGCGCAAAGUUACUCCUGCACAAUGAGGGUUGGAAGGCGUUCUACAGCGGCGCGUUCGUCAACGUGAUUCGCGGCACCGGUGCGGCGCUCGUCCUUGCAUUCUACAACGAAAUGCACAAGUAUAUG